Molecule: messenger RNA, 1032 nt
Organism: Diutina rugosa
Lineage: Eukaryota; Fungi; Ascomycota; Pichiomycetes; Serinales; Debaryomycetaceae
Gene: SIS1
Product: type II HSP40 co-chaperone
Exons: 1
Coding region: 1-1032 (343 amino acids)
Biological process (GO): translational initiation
Cellular component (GO): cytosol
Molecular function (GO): protein-folding chaperone binding
Source: RefSeq, a predicted model, not a curated record
AUGGUGAAAGAGACAGCACUUUACGAUAUACUCGGGGUCUCCCCAACGGCAUCCGAUGCUGAAAUCAAAAAGGGCUACCGGAAAAUGGCUCUCAAAUGGCAUCCUGACAAGAACAAAGGCGACGAACUGGCCGCUGAAAAGUUUAAGGAAGCGGCGGAAGCGUUUGACAUUUUAUCGAAUAAGGAAAAGCGAGAAAUUUAUGACCAAUACGGUUUAGAGGCUGCUCGUGGCAAUGCCCCUGCCGGUGGUAACCCCUUCGGCGGCGGUGGCGGUUCGGGCGGGCCCCAAUUCCACUUCAGCUCUGGCGGUGGUGGUGGCUUUUCUCAAGCCGAUGCCUUCAACAUUUUCUCACAGAUGGGUGGCUUCGGUAUGGGUGGUGGCGGUGAUGACUUUGGCUUUGGCGGAUUUGGCGGUGGCGGUCCUCAAUUCAGCAGUGGUGGCUUUGGUGGUGGCGGUUACGGUGGUAGCGCCGGCUUUGGCGGCGCUCGAGCCGCUCGUCGUCCUGAACCCGAUACUGUGACCAUGGCGUUGCCGGCAUCGCUCAAGGAAAUCUAUGAAGGGGCCACUAAGAAGAUGAAGCUCAACCGUAAGGGUCCUAGUGGUCAAAAAGAGCUGGAAAUUUUGCAAAUCAAGAUCAAGCCCGGUUGGAAGGCUGGUACUAAGAUCACGUUCAAGAACCAAGGUGACUGGCAACCCGAAUGCGAUGCGCGCCAAACGGUGCAGUUUGUCCUCGAGGAAAAGCCCGACCCCGUGUUUAAGCGUGAAGAAAACAACUUGGUGAUGAGUUUGCCAUUAACAUUCAAAGAAUCUUUGUUGGGUUUCAGCAAGGAAAUUCAAACCAUCGAUGGCCGCAAAAUCCCCCUCAAUAAGACCCAGCCGGUGCAACCCAACACCUCGACCACUUAUCCUGGUCUUGGGAUGCCCAUUUCUAAGCAGCCUGGUGCUCAUGGCGAUUUGAUCGUCAAGUACAAGGUCGACUACCCAUCGACUUUGACGCCAGUGCAAAGAAAGGUCAUUGAAGAGAACUUUUAA